CAGACGCCUAUGCUGAGCUCUGUCCUCUCUCCAGACUUCCAAGAGGGGAGACCGCUGGUCCUGAGGUGUCCGACAAAGGUGUUUCCUCAGAAGUCAGCCUCAUGGCUCUUUUACUCUUUCUAUAAGGACAGUCAUCUCACUCAGGACAGGAGUCACCUCCCAGUACUCUACAUCUCAGAAGUCGAAGACUCUGUUUACCAGUGUAUGGCGGCCACUAAAGAUGGCCUAAUCCGGAAACAAAGUCACCAGCUGGAGAGCCAAGUACAGGUGCCUGUAUCCCAUCCUGUGCUUACUCUGCAACAUGAAGCCACUAACCCUGCUGUAGGAGACAUGGUGGAGUUUCCCUGUGAGGCCCAGGAGGGCUCCCUUCCAGUCUCGUGCUCAUUCUACUGUGAUGGAGAGAUCCUAGGGGAACCCCUGGCUUCCACUGACAAUGUUUCCUCCCUCCUCAGCCCAGUGAAGUCAGAGUGGAGUGCUCGGAACUAUUUCUGUGAAGCGAAAAACAGUGUCUCCAGAGAGAGGAGUGAGUCCGGGACGUUCCCCUGGUUGGUAUGUUUUGUCCCCACGGUCUGUGAGCCCCGGUAA
Molecule: messenger RNA, 585 nt
Organism: Peromyscus maniculatus bairdii (prairie deer mouse)
Lineage: Eukaryota; Metazoa; Chordata; Mammalia; Rodentia; Cricetidae
Gene: Fcrl6
Product: Fc receptor like 6
Biological process (GO): cell surface receptor signaling pathway; immune response
Cellular component (GO): external side of plasma membrane
Molecular function (GO): transmembrane signaling receptor activity
Source: RefSeq, a predicted model, not a curated record